This is a messenger RNA of Humulus lupulus (European hop), 753 nucleotides long. RefSeq lists its product as uncharacterized. The transcript has 2 exons. Gene Ontology annotation, molecular function: nucleic acid binding; zinc ion binding. The record is from RefSeq and is a predicted model, not a curated record. Bases 1 to 753 code for a protein of 250 amino acids. Lineage: Eukaryota; Viridiplantae; Streptophyta; Magnoliopsida; Rosales; Cannabaceae.
AUGGUUAGGCAGCCACCUGCCAUUGUAGGGUUACUGGUUGUAGAGAAUCGUAUGGAGCCUUUGUUUGAAAGGUUUCAAAAGCAACACCCGCCAGUGUUUGAAGGCAGCAUCGAUCCGGCCCAAGCAGAGGAGUGGAUCAGUGGGAUGGAGAGGAUCUUGAACAUGAUGGGAGUUCAAGGCAAUGAACGAGUGGUGUGCGCAUCUUUCAUACUGAGAAAAGAUGCUCGAAUUUGGUGGGAGGUGGUGGAGCAAUCACAGGAUGUUAACACUAUGGAUUGGGACGGAUUCAAACAGGUGUUUAAUGAUAAAUACUACAAUUCAGCAGUGUUAGCAGCAAAAAUGGAUGAAUUUACCAAGCUGACUCAAGCUCGGGAUGUGGAGAUUGUUUCUAGAGGUGUUUUCACCUAUGUUGAAGUGGUGGAAAUGGCUCUUACGCCUGGAAGAAGCGAAGAGAGAAUCUGGAAAGAUAAUGCUGCUAGAAGGGAUGCCAAGAAGAAUGGGGCAGCCACCUCCAAUGACAAUAGGAAAAGGGGACAGGACCAGCCAAGCCAAGCCAAAAAUGAUAAACGGCCCAAGCCCAACAAUGACAACCGUCCUGGUGGAAAUGAUGGCAGAAACAUUCUACCUUGCCCUAAGUGCACAAAACGUCAUUUUGGUGAGUACAAAGCUGGAGUUUGCUACAAAUGUGGGAAGGAAGGUCACGUGAACCGCAAUUGUCCGACAUGGGAACAAUCUGGCAAUAAGGAAGAAUAG